Messenger RNA from Parnassius mnemosyne (clouded apollo), 3651 nucleotides. The record is from the annotation of a GenBank genome assembly. NCBI's taxonomy places the organism in Eukaryota, Metazoa, Arthropoda, Insecta, Lepidoptera, Papilionidae.
AUGGAGGACAUAUAUGACAAUUUAGAAAAUUACGAUGAUCUAAACAAAAUAGAGGAGCUUAAAAUUGAAAAUAAGGAGCUGAAAUGCAAAAUUGAGGAGUACACCACUGCUAUAUGCAAACUACAGGAAAAUAUUUUACAGGAUUUUGAUAAGUUAGCAGCAGAGCAUAAAAAAUUAGAACUUAAUUAUUCAUCUUUACUCAGAACUGCUAAAGCAGAGAUUGAAAGAAAGACCCAACUGAUAAAAGACUUAAAUAUAGAAAAGGAUAAAUUAGUGAUUAAUGCAAGGCUAAAUCUGGGACAAAAAGCUCUUAAUAAAUUUAGAAGAAGUCAAAGGCUUCAAUCUAAAAAUAAAAAGGUUUCAGACUCAAGUAUUCCAGAUCAAUCAGUAGGUUUGAAAUCAAAACAUCAAAUAGCACAGAAUAAAUGCAAAAAUGAUAAUCAAUUACCAUCACUGGAUACAAUUUCCAGUACCAGUACAAAUGGAAAAGUCAAUAAUGAUCCGGAACAGUAUUUAGAAAACAAAAGUAGUAAUCAUGACACUAGCAAUCUUACAUCGAAAGAAAAUAAUAUGCAGAUGUUAAAUAAGCCCCAAAGUAGAAAAAUUGAGACCAAGCUUAGAAGAAUUUCGAACAGACGGAAAUCCAUGCCAGCAUUAAGUAGCCAUGACAUUAAGCUCAGUUCUGAUGAAGAAAUAAUUAGUAGUGAAAAUAUUGUUGUGACAAAAGAAAAUAAGAAUUACCAUCAAAGAAAUGAGGAUGUGGUGAGAAGAUUUGGCGAAAAAAAUUAUUCCAACAAUAAUAAAAUAUCUGGACCCUCAAGUGUAGAAAAUAGUCAGUCUCAUUAUCAUGACGCCUUAAUAAACAAUCAUUCUAAAAAUAAAACCAAUUGGUAUUAUCACAAUGAAAACCAUAGAAGUAGGGAAUUUUCACAGAGACAAAGGUGGCAAUCCAGUCCUGAUAGAUUACAUCAUAGGAGUGUAAAAGAUUAUACAGCUGAUAACUACCAAAGAUGUGAAUAUAACCGAAGAGCUUGUGAAAGCCCCCCACGCGAUAAAUAUCAUAGAAAUAGGAGCAGAGACCGUAGAUCGAAUUAUGAAAGGGGCUAUCAUCGUGACUUCUUACAUGGAAAGGAUGAUGAGCGAAAUGGCCAGAAACAUAAAUAUCAAGAUGAUUUGGAUGAGCCAAGUUACAAAAGACAAAAACUUGAUCAUUUACAUCACAAGCAUAGUGAAAAUGAUAACAGAUCGCAAAGUAUGGAUGAUAAUAGAAGGCAAAACGUGGAUAGUAACAGAUGGCAAAGUGUAGAUGAUAGUAGACGGCAAAAUGUAGAUGAUAGCAGAUGGCAAAAUCUAGAUAAUAACAGAUGGCAAAAUGUUAAUGAUAACAGACGACUAAAUUUAGAUAAUAACAGAUGGUCAAAUAUAGAUAAUAACAGAAGGCAAAAUAUGGAUGAAAACAGAUGGAAAAAUGUAGAUGAUAACAGAAGGGAAAAUGAAAUGGAAGUUUCCAAAGGAGUAGUUACAAAGGCGAUGGACCUUCCAGAACAUGUAUCUUGCCAGUCACCUGAUUAUGUACACACUGACUACCAUACGGACGCUAUUAAAGAAAUUAUGAACACUGCUGUUAUGCAUUUAGAAGAUCCAAGACUUACUAGCAAGAAAUACAAAGUUAUAAAUGAUAAUGACAAGGAAUUCAUAUCAACUGUUACUGGGAAAAAUGUAAAUAUUAUACCCAUCGAUAAAAACCUUUGGGGAUUUGAACCUGUACCAGUGCCAAAAGCAUUACUCGAACCACCCACUAGGUACACCACAGAAGAGCUGGCAACCACUAGGUACACCACAGAAGAGGUGGCACCCGCUAGGUACACCACAGAAGAGCUGGCACCCACGAGGUACACCACAGAAGAGGUGGCACCCACUAGGUACACCACAGAAGAGCUGGUAAAAAAUAUAUACAUGGAUAUCGAUAACCCAACUUCUAACAUAUCUGUUGAAUCAGGUGAAAUAUCGGACACGGAUGAUUACAUUAUCUCAUCUUCUAACACUUCCGAUCAUAAACAACUUGAAAAACUCGCAAAAGAUCCAAUUGUUGUUAUUGAUAACAAUGAAAAGUUAAUCAACAUUGAAAGAAACAAUGAUAAUAAUUAUAAUGAUAUUUCGAAUAAUCAUUCAGUAAAUAAAUCUAAAACUCCUAAACUACAAAAUAUUUCGGAAACUGAAGCCAAGUCAGAAAGAGUUGUAAGUGAUAUAAAUUCAGAACAUACUGCAGGUAGUAAUUCAACAACACAUCGAACUGUGGAAAAUGGAAGUGAAAAUAAUAAUAGAGUCGAAAUUAAGUCAAUGCCGCAACUUAAUAUUUCUUCAAAAAGUACCAUAGAUAUUAAAAAUGCAUGUAAUACUAUUAACAAGGAAAAAAAUGAAAGGUUAGAUUUGAAAUUUGCAACCAAAUGCAAUGAUCAUGAAUUAGCUGUAUCGGCAAGCAUUGUUGAAAAUGACCUUGUAUUAAGUGAUGACACAAGUGAUAUUGAACCUAAGAGCAAAGUUACGAAGAAGAAUAGUAAAUUAAAAAAUAAAAAAGAUAAAAUUGAUAACUAUACAGAAAAACAAAAAAGUGAAGAGGUGAUGAAAAAAUGUAGGAAGGAUCAUAAAGUUCUCACAGACACUGAUAAUAUAGCUCAAAAUAAAGAAAAGCCUUUAAAAGUAAAUAAUAAAAAUAAAAAUUUAGAAAUAUCUACAGAACAUGGUAAAGGACAUAGAAGUAGCACAAGGAAGCCCCAAGUCAAUAAGGGAUCUGAUGUUGAUACACCUAAAACAAGUAAAUUAAAAAAGGAUAUUCAAGAGAAAACGCCUAAAAUACCAGAAAAUAAAACAAAGUUUAGCGACCUUUUUGGGGAUAGUAGCAGUCUAAUAACACCAGAUGAUUUAGGAAUUGCUUCUGCUCAAAAUGAACGUAGAGAAAAAUAUGUUACCGUUUUUGAAGAUAUUGAAGACGCCAUGGAUUUAAACAUUAAAGAAAUACAAAAACUAAAAGGAUCAACAUUAAAGACUGUUGAUUCUCAAGAUAACGCUGAAGAAGAACAUGAAAAGAUACAAACGCGUUCAUCAAAACCAAACUUAGAUUGUGCUUCAGGAAAAGAUAGUAAUAGCAAAGAAUGUGAAACACAAAAAACAAAUAAACAAUCAAUUAAAAACAGUGAAGAAAAGUCUUCUACCAUUAAAGAAACUAGCGAUAUAGUUAAUAUUUAUAAAAAUGUAAAUGCUGAAACACCAAAUGUUGUAAACACAAUUAUUAUUUCAACAGGAAUACAACCGACAGCUUUAUGCGAUAAAAGUAACGUAUUUACACAGCCCCAAAAUGUGAUUUCUCUAGAAAAUGUUACAAAACCAACUAACAAUCUAGCUCCAAAGGCUUUAGCUACUUCCACGCCGGCUAAGGUGGCACAACAAGAGCAAACACUAACUGACUCUACAAAAAUAAGAUUACCGCCAGAUAGCUCAAGUGCUAAUUCUGAUGAUAGUAGGAUGGUAGAUUCUUCACAAACUGUCAAUGAUUCAUCCGAUCUUAACAUAGAUCCCCAGAAAGAUAUAGAUAUACCUGAUGUCAGAAUUUUCAUGAAGAGAAGAAGAAAAGUGAAAAAAAUGACACCAUAA